AAUUACAACACUACAAAUCUAUUACAUUUAUUGAGGAUGGUGUAAGCAAAGUGAAUCCAGCUAACAAUGGUUUCCACUGUUUCCUCAUGGUGGUUGUCCCUGCAACAUGACUGGUGUGACGGGUUCACUAACAGUGAGAAAGUAUGGGUAUCUGCCCAUCACCUCAACUCUAAGACUUGUCACAGUUUCCUUACAUCUAGUGGUCCUAAAGAUGAUUUGUUUACCUCUAAGUUGGUAUCAGAGCGAGAGAUUGAAGUUACACACGCUACGACAAAUACCUCUACAAAGUUUACAGCUCCUGUUUCUUCACACAAAGUAACUCCCAACCACAACCCGGUUUCUCUUGAUAUAACCUCCACUGGUGGACUUGGAGCUGUCACUAAUGGUAAGGACGUGUUAGUGUUUGAAGGAAGUAACGGGAAUGUAAGGAGGACUCUAAGUGGACAUGUAGAUGAUGUGCAGAGUGUUAAGUUCUUCCCUAGCAACAAGGUCCUUCUCACAGGGGGAAGUGACAUGAGUGUUAAGAUAUGGUCGGUGGAAGACGGUAGUUGCCCAGUAACUCUGACAGGCCACAAACGUGGUAUUACUGCACUUGGUAUGAUUGAGAGGGGCAAGGAGGUAGUUUCUAGUUCCUUAGACGGAACUAUAAAGUUAUGGGUAUGUGGAACACAGCAAUGUUCAACUACAAUAUCUCCACAGUCCGGUGCUGUCAACCACAUUGAGAUAUUAGACCAGAGUGCAGUAUCAAGCAGCAGCAAGCUAGUGAUGAGUGUAACAGAAACAGGUUUACUUGCAGUCCACAGCUUGCAGGACAGUAAACUGAUCUCUCAGUUCCAGCAUUCUUCUGAGCUGACGGCGUGUACCGCUGUGUCCCAACACCUUCUCGUGACGGGUUCAGCGUCAGGGGAUAUAAUAACUCUAGACAUAAGAGACUGUUCCAAACCUGUCAGUGUACAGAAACGGAAUAACUUCGCUGUCACAUCCCUCUCUAGCCACGAACAAAGAGUAUGGUGCGGGCAGAAGGACGGGGAAUGUUACACUAUAAGUACUAGUCCGGACACCACGUCUGACACCACUCUUCUGUGUGACACCACUCUUUGUGGGGGAGAUUGUGAGGCUAUCUUCUCUGUUGUUGCUAAAAGUGGGAUUGUCUCCACAUCAGCCAGGGACAGGAUUAUCAGAAGAUACGAAGUAUGAACUUGUGUACAGACACUCUAAGAACCAAGUUUUUAUGUUAGACAGUUAUUUGCUUACUUUAUUGGGCUGUGCCGGGAUUUCAUAUUCUAUUCCGGAAUGUUUCGACCUAUAUAUUAAUUUAUUAAAUUGUUAUGCGAUUUUUUCAGUAUUUAACGGAAGUCGAUGAACGUUUUAAUGACACAUCAACAGUCAUUUUAUGAUGACAAGUUUUAGUCGCUAUAAUAAAAUCAUGACCAGAUCAUUGUUCAUAUUUAAGACAAUAAUCGAAUUGCUGUCUUUACAUGAAAUGAAAAUGUGAGUUUUCGGUCUUAGAUAAUUCUUGCAGAAACAAGCCAAACAAAACUAAAUCAAAGUACCAAUAAAAACGGGACUUCCAUGCUAAAAUUUCUUUUUUCGCUCAUGAUAAGUACUUGGUUUCGUUAUACUUAUCAGACAAUCACAUAUGUCGCCACACUUCGUUCUAUUAACCUAUUAAAAAGCGUUUAAUA
Messenger RNA from Bolinopsis microptera, 1685 nucleotides. Its product is annotated as proteasomal ATPase-associated factor 1-like. The transcript is spliced from 11 exons. NCBI's taxonomy places the organism in Eukaryota, Metazoa, Ctenophora, Tentaculata, Lobata, Bolinopsidae. The record is from RefSeq and is a predicted model, not a curated record. Bases 67 to 1197 code for a protein of 376 amino acids. Gene Ontology annotation, molecular function: protein binding.